Messenger RNA from Benincasa hispida (wax gourd), 2148 nucleotides. RefSeq names its product F-box protein 2 (gene FBX2). Gene Ontology annotation, molecular function: protein binding. The record is from RefSeq and is a predicted model, not a curated record. NCBI's taxonomy places the organism in Eukaryota, Viridiplantae, Streptophyta, Magnoliopsida, Cucurbitales, Cucurbitaceae.
UCCCAUCAAAAAAUCUGAGCGCCCUUAAGCGGUGGAAAUUCGUUUCUUUCCUCCUUUGUUCUUUGUUUUUACCUUCCUCUCUCGUCCUCCUCCUCUUCAGUUUCCUCUGCAAAUCCCUUCAUCUUCAACUUAUCUCGCUUCUCAUCUUUUCUUCCUCCAACAAGGAUCGUCUGCUCCAUCUUCAUUCUUCCAGGCUUAGGGUCAGAUUUAUUUUAUGGCAUUUGAAUGCCAGAAAUCUGCCGGGUUUUGUAAGGAUUCAAGCGUUAUUGGAAAAAAUUCUUGUGAGAAACCAACUGCGGGAUCAAGUUUUGUUAACCUCAAAGGCAAAUCAGAGGGAAUUGAAUCUGACAAAUCGGAGAAUAUUACCUCCCUCAAUUCCAAACACUUGGUCUCUAUAAAUGCUCCUGUUGGUUGUCGGUCAAUUACCGACCUUCCUCCUGCAAUUAUAUCUGUGAUUUUGAAUUGCCUUGAUCCAAAGGAGCUGGGCAUUGUAUCUUGUGUCUCAACUAUUCUUCAUAGCAUAGCAUCUGAACAUCAUGUAUGGAAGGAAUUCUACAGCGAGAGAUGGGGACUUCCAGUUCCAGCUUUAUCAGCACCCGUCGCUGCUACUGGACUUUCCGAUGAGAAGUCAUGGAGAGAUCUUUUUGUGGAGAGAGAGUUUAGAAGUAAAACUUUUAUGGGACGAUACACUAUGGAGGUUUUGCAUGGUCAUACAGAAGCAGUUCGUACAGUGUUUGUCCUGGCUUCUGCAAAAUUGAUAUUUACUUCUGGAUAUGAUUCAAUUGUGAGAAUCUGGGACUUGGAAGAAGGAUUGUCUAUUGCCUCAUCGCGAUCGCUUGGUUGCACCAUUCGAGCUCUUGCAGCUGAUACAAAGCUAUUGGUUGCUGGAGGCACCGAUGGCUUCAUCCAUUGUUGGAAGGCAAUAGAGGGGCUUUCAUACUUGUUUGAUGUGAAAGGCCCUCUAAAUCACAAUACUGAGUUCCGGCUUUGGGAACAUGAAGGACCCAUAACUUCACUUGCUCUGGAUCUAACAAGGAUUUAUAGUGGUUCAUGGGACAUGACCGUUCGAGUUUGGGAUCGAUUUUCACAUCAAUGCUUAAGUAUCUUGAGGCAUGGUGACUGGGUUUGGGGACUAGUCCCUCACGAUACUACUGUUGCCAGUACAUCAGGCUCAGAUGUAUAUGUCUGGGAUACUAAUAGUGGAGAAUUGGCUACUGUCAUUCAUGAUGCUCAUGUUGGCUAUGCUUAUGCCCUUGCACGAAGUCGUACCGGGGAUUUUCUAUUUACUGGAGGGGAAGAUGGUGCAAUUCGCAUGUUUGAUAUCACAAAUCGUCAUGUCGAUACCAGUGCUCAACUUGUUGGAUCUUGGAUUCCUCAUUCAGGACCAGUUUAUUCUCUAGCAUUUGAGUUUCCAUGGUUGGUUUCGGCUUCAAGUGAUGGGAAACUCUCACUGAUUGACGUACGAGCACUGCUUAGGACCAAGAAACGAACUCUGUGGAAGAGAGAUUCAGGGGGACAGCACGUCGCAAGUAUCAGUGUGGAGCCUCCCCAGAGAAUGUUGCAUGGAUUUGGGAGCAAUUUGUUUGGUGUGGACAUCGGUGCAGAUCGUAUUGUUUGUGGAGGAGAGGAAGGUGUUGUGAGGAUCUGGAACUUCACACAAGCUCUGGAAACUGAACGAAGGGCUCGUGCUCUGAGAGGAAUUAGGUUAGAGAAUAGAAUGAGACGGCGUAGGCUUCAAAUAGAAAUGAACACCAAAAGUAGUGGUGCAAGGAGUGAUCAGUGCUCAUUCGCAGCUAAAAAAACACCGAUGAACGGCGACCGUGUUAGUGUUUGGCACAACAAACGUGGGGUGAGUGGCAAGCUCAAAGCUUAGGUGAUGGAAUAGUCUGAUUAUCUGUUUCCUCGAUUUAAAUUUGCAGUGAUGAGUAAGUAAAGCUGGUAGCAGCGAAUUUUAGUUGUUAAUUCUGUUUCUCAAUUUCAAGUACCGGCUAAUGGCUAAUUGCCUGAUUCUGUUCCCUUCCCAUAAGCUUCCCGACUGGCCCAUGUUGCUUUAUUUGUAUGUGAUAGAACGUUAUAGAAAACCUCAAAAAAACGAAAGCUUAAAGAAUCUUCCUUCAAAUAUUCUGAUUUCAAGCGUGGACUAUGCUA